AUGGACAAUCUCAUUGAUCUGCAGAUUCCAGAGGAGCCUUCACUUUGUUUCAGUUCCCUCAAUACCUCAUGUUUGAAGAUUGAUUAUCGUCUGGAAGUUCGGGUUUUGCUCUACAUCUUCUUUAGCACGUCUUCUCUUAUCACUGUGAUUGGAAACCUGCUUGUGAUUAUAACUGUGGUACAUUUCAGGCAGCUGCGCACAUCAACUAAUUACCUCAUUCUCUCUCUGGCUGUUGCUGACCUGCUUGUAGGAGGAAUAGUGAUGCCUCCUAGCAUGAUACGCUCGGUGGAAACUUGCUGGUAUUUAGGAAGCACCUUUUAUAGAUAUUAUGCUGUAUGUCAUCCGCUUCUCUACUACAGUAAAAUGACUCCUACUACCAUUAGAUUCAUGAUUGUUGUGUGUUGGAACAUUUCUUUUUCUAUUGGGUUUGGAAUGGUAUUUCUGGAGAUCAAUAUUCUUGGAACUGAAGAGUUUUAUUACAGUAACUUUGUGUGUGAAGGUGCAUGUAUGGUGUUUCAAGCUAAAGCUACAGCCAUAGUGUUUCCUUUUCUCUGCUUUUACAUCCCUGCAGUAAUCAUGCUUUGUGUGUACGUGAAAAUCUUCCACACAGCACAAAGACAAGCUCGUGCAAUUCAAUCCACAAAUGUACAGAUGAAGACGGUCAAAGAAAAAGACACCAUGAGCAAGUCAGAAAAGAAGGCCACGAAAACUUUAGCUAUAAUUGUGGGAGUUUUUCUGACAUCCUGGGCGCCGUUCUUUAUCUGUAACUCCAUAGGUCUACUUAUAGAAAAUUCAGUUCCUCCGAUUGUGUUUGAUGUAUUAAUCUGGGUGGCAUAUUUGAAUUCAACAUGUAAUCCGAUAGUGUAUGCAUUUUUCUACAGCUGGUUCAGACAAGCUUUUAGAGUCAUUCUAUCUGGUAAAAUAUUUCUGGAUGAUGGUGUGUAA
Messenger RNA from Tachysurus vachellii, 945 nucleotides. RefSeq names its product trace amine-associated receptor 1-like. The coding region runs from base 1 to 945 and encodes 314 amino acids. Gene Ontology annotation, molecular function: trace-amine receptor activity. Gene Ontology annotation, biological process: G protein-coupled receptor signaling pathway. The transcript has 2 exons. Gene Ontology annotation, cellular component: membrane. The record is from RefSeq and is a predicted model, not a curated record. Lineage: Eukaryota; Metazoa; Chordata; Actinopteri; Siluriformes; Bagridae.